ACCAACAGAUUGAUCUGAGGACGGAACACUUAUUGCAGUUGUUGCAGGCAGCUCCACCUUCUGAGCCUGAGCUACAAACAGCAGCUGCUUCUUUUCCAGCUUUAAUUUCAGAGACACACGAAACUGCGAGCGAACGGUAUGGCUCCAGCUCGAGUUCUCACACUCGUGUUGCUCGUCGCAGCGGCUGCCUGGGUUUCGGCCGCGGCCGCCGCCGGUGACGCAGCCCCCAGCGCUGCUUCAUCGUCUUCGGCGCCGGUUGGGUGGCUGAAGGCGCACGCAACGUUCUACGGCGGCGCCGACGCCUCCGGCACCAUGGGAGGGGCGUGCGGGUACGGCAACCUGUACUCGCAGGGGUUCGGGACGCGGACGGCGGCGCUGAGCACGGCGCUCUUCAACGACGGCGCGGCGUGCGGGCAGUGCUUCAAGAUCGCCUGCGACCGCAAGAGGGCGGACCCGGCGUUCUGCAAGCCCGGCGUCACGGUGACCGUCACGGCCACCAACUUCUGCCCGCCCAACUACGCGCUGCCCGGCGACAACGGCGGCUGGUGCAACCCGCCGCGGGCGCACUUCGACAUGGCGCAGCCGGCCUGGGAGAAGAUCGGCGUCUACCGCGGUGGCAUCAUCCCCGUCAUGUACAAAAGAGUUCCUUGCGUGAGGCGAGGUGGGGUGCGGUUCACGAUCAACGGGCACGACUACUUCAAUCUUGUGCUCAUAGCCAAUGUCGCGGCAGCCGGCUCCAUCAGGUCCAUGGAUGUCAAGAGCUCCGGUUCGGAUAACUGGAUGCCCAUGGCGCGCAACUGGGGUGCCCAAUGGCACUCCCUGGCAUACCUUACGGGGCAAAGUCUCUCGUUUAGAGUCACCGACACUGAUGGACAGACUCUUGAAUUCACGGACGUGGUGCCGAAAGGAUGGAAGUUUGGCCAAACAUUUGCAAGCAAGAUGCAGUUCAAGUGAGAGCUCCGUGCACCUGGGAUUUCUUCCCGUGAUUUGAUUUGUGGGGACAGUCAAAGCACUGAUGGAGUUGCUUGCAUUGUACAUUAUAUUUGUUGCUUGUGUGUGUACCGAUUCUUAAUCAGAUAUGGCUUGUAACUCUUAUUCUUUUAUUGUACAUAAUUAAAGAUGUGUAAAUUAUCUAUAAGGAACGUAUUUGGUGCAAACCAAUCUCUCCGUGCAAACUAUGAAAAUUUCAAUCUGAGUCAUUGGAUCA
Panicum virgatum (switchgrass) is the source of this 1207-nucleotide messenger RNA. Its product is annotated as expansin-A23-like. NCBI's taxonomy places the organism in Eukaryota, Viridiplantae, Streptophyta, Magnoliopsida, Poales, Poaceae. The coding region runs from base 139 to 954 and encodes 271 amino acids. The transcript has 3 exons. Gene Ontology annotation, cellular component: extracellular region. The record is from RefSeq and is a predicted model, not a curated record. Gene Ontology annotation, biological process: plant-type cell wall organization.